Messenger RNA from Talaromyces proteolyticus, 498 nucleotides. RefSeq lists its product as uncharacterized. Lineage: Eukaryota; Fungi; Ascomycota; Eurotiomycetes; Eurotiales; Trichocomaceae. The record is from RefSeq and is a predicted model, not a curated record. The transcript is spliced from 3 exons. Bases 1 to 498 code for a protein of 165 amino acids.
AUGGACCAGGGAAAGUGCGCAACGGGGAUGAAGAAGAAGGAGUUGCUGUGGAGGAAUGAGAGGAUUUGGGAUGCACCUAUCAUCGGCAAUACCAGCAAAGGCAUUGUACCAGGCCAGGAAGGCGGCGAACAGGCUACAGUAUCCCCCCACCUUGAUGAGGGAGACCUUGGGGGCACCGCCCUCGCCGUACAGGUAGCCGAGGGAGAGGAAGAGGAAGGCGAGGUCGAGGAAGAAGAAGAGCAGGAAGAAGGCGACAGUGGAGCACAGGGUGCAGAGGACGAGGAUGGUGCCGAAGGCGUUGGUGAAGUCGUCGACGCCGGAGGUGUCAUCGGUAUAGGUGGCGAUGAUAUCGAAGCCUCCGGGGGUGAGGAUGAUGGCGAAGGAGAGCCAGAAGCCGCCGUAGGAAGCGAGUGCGGUAGCACCGAAGGUGUUACCGACGGCCAUUUCCCUGGGGACCAGGGUUCCUUUUCAGAUUUGACUUCUUGGAAUUUACGUUGA